Diaporthe citri is the source of this 915-nucleotide messenger RNA. RefSeq lists its product as uncharacterized. The record is from RefSeq and is a predicted model, not a curated record. Lineage: Eukaryota; Fungi; Ascomycota; Sordariomycetes; Diaporthales; Diaporthaceae. Bases 1 to 915 code for a protein of 304 amino acids. The transcript has a single exon.
AUGGCUGACCCCACUUUGCUACGUAUACAGCACCGGCUCGCAACCAUGUUAAAUGAGCUUUCAAAUCCCUGGACAGAUCCGAUGUACUUUUACGAAGAUGUUUCAGAUGCAGUUGUGUUCUUUCUGGAAGACUAUUGCUUUUGCUCACCUAUAUUCUGGUUCCUCUACUACAUCUUUAUCGUCUAUUACGCUCUAAAGACUGCUCUGUACCUCCGACGCGACUACCUUCGCUUUCUGAGUUUAGGGCGCGGAGGCCGACCUUCGACCGUCAGAGGAUGGCUACAAAAUAAGCUAUACAAAUUUCUUCUCAUGGAUAUAAUCGGUGUGGACAUUUUGUCGACGCCAUUUGUCGACCCUCUGUUGGAGCCAUACAAUGGAGGUCUAUACACCUUCGCCAUUCCUCAGCGUCUCGGUGAUCGCCCGGAAAUAAUCGGUGUGGGUCCCAUGCGCCAGAGAACCGACGCAAUUCCCGGUGCAGAGCGAUGGAUAAGAAACCUUUUUGUAGAGGUGGGUCUUACGGAUCCGGAAGUGUUCAGAUACCAAACCAGCUAUCUCACGGGCCUUCCGGCACUCACGCGCAACCUGCCAGAGGCGCCACCGAAUGGCACCCCCGGCGCUGUGACCGAGUGGGGUGGCGAGAUUGCCCAUGUCCGUCCCGAUGGAAGUACCAUGAUUUGCUUGCACCCCUCUGACGCGGACGAGUUGAUUGAGCUUGGCUGGGGCCAGAGGAAUCCUCUCGCCGUCAUGAACGAGACGUGGCUCUGGAAGUUUUUUCAUCACCGGAUACUGAGGACCCGUACGCCUCUACCCCACAACAUGGUCAUUGUCUACGCACCUCGAGACGAGGUGGAGCAGAAUGUUUUCAACUGUAUCCUGGCCUGUGCAUUGUGGUGGGCACAUUCCCAGCGCUCCUAG